Pneumocystis jirovecii RU7 is the source of this 2415-nucleotide messenger RNA. RefSeq names its product endo-1,3(4)-beta-glucanase. NCBI's taxonomy places the organism in Eukaryota, Fungi, Ascomycota, Pneumocystomycetes, Pneumocystales, Pneumocystaceae. Gene Ontology annotation, molecular function: endo-1,3(4)-beta-glucanase activity; glucan endo-1,3-beta-D-glucosidase activity. The coding region runs from base 49 to 2415 and encodes 788 amino acids. The transcript has 5 exons. The record is from RefSeq and is a predicted model, not a curated record. Gene Ontology annotation, cellular component: cell surface.
CUCCUUUAGACAUCGUAUACGCUUGCAUUGUUACUUUUAAUUGCUGAUAUGUUAAAAAAAGUUCUUGAAAUUCUUGAUAGUAAAUACAUGUCAAAAGAAUCCGAUUCCUAUAACUUAACGUCUCAUAAGCAUAAUAUCGCACAAGAAACACAAGUAAAUAACACACUUGAUCAUGACAGAUCUAUAACUUUAAGAACAAAUUCUACUAAUACAAUUAAUAAUACAAAUACAUCAUCUACUGAAAAAACAUUAACGCCUACCAAAACAGUGCCAGACAAGCGUUCAACUAUUUCUCCAGAUAUUUACAAACCUAUUAAUGUUUUUCAACCCAUUACUGAACGGCCACCACUUUCGAUAUUUGAGAAUGUAACUCAUCCAUUGCAACCAAAGUCUAUUUUUGACGGAGAUCUCACGAAACCUAUUCAUACAAAUAAAUUCUAUGCUAAUUUUUUUCUUGGUACCCAGGAGUUUCCCACAUAUUUGGAUCCUUAUGUUGUUACAUGGGUUCCUGGAAAUUACAGUGGCAUAACUGUUAGUCAUGUAGAUGAUUACCAAAAAGUAUUUGCAUCUGAUAAUCCUCCUAGUUAUUUUCUUAGUCCUCUUGGUAUUUAUUCAGUAGUUUUCAGUGCUCAAGAAUUGAAUAAUGGGAUUCUAGCACUAAGUUCUCUCGAUCAAAUGUCCGUUAAUGUAACAAUAACACCCAAAAACUCUACAGAAAAAAAAAUGAGUCUUCCUCUUGUUAGAGGAGCAGCUUACAUAACAGCAAUUUAUUCGGAUUUAACGCCUCUUUUUACUUCAGUUGUUGGGUUUAAAAAAAUCGAGAAAGUAGAAAUCAAAAACUAUAAUUAUUUUAAAUUUAUAAUAACUUUAUAUGAUGAAAAACGCUGGCUUUUAUACGCUUUUCCUGAAAAAAAAACAUUAUUUAAUCUUGAAAUACAAAAUAAUAUAUUAAAAGCUACAUGCGGUGCAUUUAAUGGAACCAUACAGGUUACAAAAGUACCUAUUAAUAAUUCCGAUGCAGAGAAUAUUCUUGAUGCAUCAGCUGGUACAUAUGCAAAAAAAAUUACUUUAUCAGCAAUAGUUGAUGGCAAAACUGGUAAUUAUACUUAUACAUUUGAUAUUUUCCAGUAUAAAGGACAUUCGCUACUUCAUUAUGCUAUGCCUCAUCAUAUGUCUUCAUUUGACAAUAUUACAGCAUCUAAAAGAACUAACGUUUCUCUUCCAAGUACAACCAAUGGAUUAAUGGUUGCUUAUGUUGGAGAAUGUUGGAACAUGAUAGAACAUGAUUUGCCAGUUGAUAUUGAUUUUUUUCCAUAUUCACAAGGCAAAGAACCAGAAUAUUCAGAUGAAGCUUUAAAAGCUAUCAAAGAAGCAGCCAUGUAUGAACUUUCUCAAGAUUUUGAUUCACAAAUAGAUAAAAAUACUAUAUAUUUUUCCGGAAAAGUAUUUUCAAAAUUUGCAUUAUUAUGUUUAGUUAUUAACAAUAUUCUUAAAAAUAAAACACUCGCCGAGGAAUGUUUGAAAAAAUUUAAUCAUUCAUAUAUGCCAUUUGUAGAAAAUUUAAAUGAAUAUAAGCUAGUUUAUGAUACAACAUGGAAUGGUAUUGUUACAGAUCAAGGAUUUACAAAAGGACCGCUCGCGGAUUUUGGAGCAUCUUAUUAUAAUGAUCAUCAUUUUCAUUACGGAUAUAUGAUAUUUGCAGCAGCAAUUAUAAGUUAUAUUGAUCCAGCAUGGGCUGAAAAAGUCAAGGAUUGGAUCCUUGAUUUAAUACGAGAUGUUGCAAAUCCAGUUCAUGAUUCUUAUUUUCCUGCUUUUCGCUCCUUUGAUUGGUUUACUGGACAUUCUUGGGCUAAAGGUAUAUUUGAGUCGCCUGACGGAAAAGACGAAGAAUCUUCAUCAGAAGAUUAUAAUUUUUAUUUUGCAAUGAAGCUUUUUGGGAUGACAAUCGGUGAUAAUGCCAUGGUAUCAAGAGCAAAUUUAAUAUUAGCUAUUUUAAAACGAUCACUUCAUUCAUACUUUCUAUAUGAAUCAUCAAAUACAAUAAUGCCUCGAGUGUUUCUUCCUAAUUAUGUUUCAGGAAUUAAGUUUAUGAAUAAAAUACAUCAUACUACAUAUUUUUCACCACGUUUAGAAUGCAUUCAGGGGAUACAUAUGCUUCCAUUAACGGCUAUAAGUGCAUAUAUUCGAACACCAUCAUUCGUUCAAAGUGAAUGGGAUAACAAAUUAGCGUCAAUUAUUAAUACUAUUAACGAUGGUUGGAAAGGAAUUCUUUUCGCAAAUCUGGCUAUUUCAAAACCAAAAGAAUCAUAUGAUUUCUUUUCAAGUUGUUUUGAUAGGAAAUAUCUUGAUAACGGGUCUUCUUUAGCAUGGUAUCUUGUGUAUUCAUCUGCUUUUGCAAAUUCAGCAGAAUCAUAA